CAGAUGCCAUAACUCCGCCCCCACUCUAAUCUUUUACAUAUGAAGCCUGUACUGAGUACCUCAGUACAAUCAGAUGAACCUUUCUCCCAUCGCGGAAACUGAAUGAUAAUUGCAUAAAAAAAAACGAACUCCGUAAACUCAAAGGAUUAUCCGUUGAGAGAGAGAGAGGCGAAUGAAAGGAACCGUUGGCAACAUGACAUCAAAGAGCUGCCCAGAACCCCACGGAACUCAGUCUGCACGAACUACAUUAUUCAAACAGGAGAAAAAUAGGAAAACCUACAGAAUUCCAGCUCUUAUCUACAUCAGUGAUGGACAGACCUUCCUUGUCUUUGCAGAGGAACGCAGCACUCCUCGGGACAGUGAUGCGAAGUUGUUGGUCAUGAGGAGGGGUUCACCCCAGAAUGGAUCCCUCCAUUGGUCUCCUUCUCAAACGCUCUCUUCUGCCUGUUUGCCGGAACAUCGCUCUAUGAAUCCUUGUCCAGUCUAUGAGAAGAAAUCCAAAACCAUUUUUCUUUUCUUUAUCUGCAUAAUGGGUAAUACCACAGAGCUUUACCAGAUUAUUACAGGAAGGAAUCAAGCCCGGCUGUGUUACAUCACUAGUACAGACUAUGGCCAGAGCUGGAGCAAGGUAACAGAUUUAACAAAAAAUGUUAUAGGAGAUGAGAUUGGCAAAUGGGCUACUUUUGCAGUUGGACCAGGACAUGGCAUUCAGAUGAAAAACGGAAGACUAAUCAUUCCAGCUUAUGUUUAUUACAUACAUUGUAGAUGUUGGCCCUUCCAUUUUCCUCUCAAAGUCAGGCCUCAUGCUUUGUGCUUCUAUAGUGAUGAUUGUGGUAUCACCUGGCAGAUAGGAGGAAAAGUCCAAAUGAAUUCAUGUGAGUGUGAAAUGGCUGAGAUAAUAGACCAUUCUGAUCAGAGUCAUUUGUACUGCAAUGCUCGUUGUUCAAGUGGCUACAGAGUAGAGGCUUUAAGUGUGAGCAACGGAGCAGCAUUUGACAACCCUCAUUUUGCACAGAAACUUAGGGAGACCCAUUACGGCUGUCAAGGUAGUGUGCUGAGCUUGCCUUUACCAAAGCCAUCAGAUGAAGACAACAAGAAACAAAACAUUUGCUCAACACGAUUAGACACAAAGACUUGGCUACUCUAUUGCCAUCCAACUAAUAAAUCAAAGAGGGAAGAUCUAGGAGUUUACUUGAAUAAAUCACCCUUGAAUGCGUCUGGUUGGGGCCGGCCAUGGAUCAUCCAUAAGGGUCCCAGUGGAUACUCCGACUUAACGCAGUGUGAGGAGCACUUUGCUUGCCUUAUGGAGUGUGGUGAGAAAAGUGAGAUUGAGGAGAUAGCCUUUGUGCAAUUUGAACUUAGUGAUGUUAUGGAUGCUAGUGAUGAAAGUGCAAAUUAACUUCAAGUUUACCUCGUUUGUUAAAUUCACGAUUAGGAUUUGUAUCUUUAAUCAGUUGAGAAAAUACAGCUGCAUUUUAAACAAUUUAUUGAAAUUAUUCAUUUAAAUUAUUUGCCAUUUAUUUAAAGUUCCAAAAUAUAUUUAAAACAUGAAAGUUUUAUUAUAUCAUAUAAUUAAGCAGUUAUUGUGAUUUGAUUAUGCCUGUUGGUAUAAGUUUGGUAAGUGUAAUGGUCUAUGAUUUGCCAUGUAGUUAUGUUUUUGCACUCACAAAACAAAAUCUGAAUUAUUAACCAUAAUAGUAGUAUGGUGGUCACUCUUUAUUUUUACAAAGUCAUGUCUUUUAGCAUUGGAAUCCUCAAAUCAAGGCUCAAACUGUAAAUUCUGAAAUGUUACCAUUAGCAUUACUUCCUUUAAUCUUACCUUUGAAAGUCGAGUCUGGCUUGAGUCGUUAAUAUUAAUACAAAGUUUUUUUAUGAUUAUUUUCAAUAACUUAUUACAAACAGUAACUAAAUGAGUUUAAAAAGAUAUUGCGACAUCAAUUCUUAAUCUUAAAAAUAUUAUAAAUAUCGAUAUUUGGUGGUAUAAAUAUUCUUUAUACCACCUGCUCUUGGGGAGUACCUAAAAUGUAUUUUAGUGUUCCAUUUGCACUUUGGUGUGUUAAUUUUAAAUGUUAUAUUCUUGUAAAUAUCUGUUGCAUCUGUAAUUGCUACUGUUGUAAUUAAUGUAAACAUGGUUUAGUCCAAAGAAAUGCUGUUUUCAUGUAGUAUGUGCAGGCAGUUCCUUUGACCUCAUGGCUUGGUGUUUGCUCUAUGUAUUUUCAGCUGUGAGAACUUAUAUAGACAGGUGUGUGCCUUUUAAUAAUCACGUCCAGGCGAUUGAAUUUGAAUAUACCUGAGCUAAAUUUCAAGUGUCAUAGCAAAGGGUCUGAAUACUUAUGUCAAUGUGAUAUUUCAGUUUUUUUCUUUUUAAUAAAUUUGCUAUCAAAUGUUAUCAAAAAUCUAGUUUUUGCUUUGUCAUUAUGGGGUGUGGAAUGUAGAUUUGAAUUUUAAAUAUUUUAGCAUUAGGCUGCAACAAAACAAAAUGUGAAAAAAAAAAAAAACAAAGAGGUCUGAAUACUUUCUGAAUGCACUGUAUAGGGCCAUACAUUUUCACUGCACUGUUUCCA
This is a messenger RNA of Xyrauchen texanus (razorback sucker), 2564 nucleotides long. RefSeq names its product sialidase-3-like. Lineage: Eukaryota; Metazoa; Chordata; Actinopteri; Cypriniformes; Catostomidae. The transcript has 3 exons. Gene Ontology annotation, molecular function: exo-alpha-sialidase activity. The coding region runs from base 173 to 1399 and encodes 408 amino acids. The record is from RefSeq and is a predicted model, not a curated record. Gene Ontology annotation, biological process: ganglioside catabolic process; oligosaccharide catabolic process. Gene Ontology annotation, cellular component: cytoplasm; membrane; lysosome.